Amblyraja radiata (thorny skate) is the source of this 8163-nucleotide messenger RNA. RefSeq names its product mitogen-activated protein kinase kinase kinase kinase 4. NCBI's taxonomy places the organism in Eukaryota, Metazoa, Chordata, Chondrichthyes, Rajiformes, Rajidae. Gene Ontology annotation, molecular function: ATP binding; protein kinase activity. Gene Ontology annotation, cellular component: cytosol. The record is from RefSeq and is a predicted model, not a curated record. Bases 236 to 4102 code for a protein of 1288 amino acids. The transcript has 32 exons. Gene Ontology annotation, biological process: protein phosphorylation.
GCAGAGCGGAGACUCGCUCUCGUCCAAGUCACUCAUUCAGGCAGAUAGACAGAGCGGUUUCCUGUGUUUGUGUGGCUCAGGCGAGGGUGAGCUGGGAGAAGCAGCAGCUGUUGCCACCUGAACAUGGUCUAAAGAAGAGGAGAGAACUUCCCGGCAGCUCGCAUCCACGCCUAGAUGCACGGAUCAUACCCGACCGGAGAGUAAAGAGGGAAGAAAAUCCGCAAAUUUAACGAAGAUGGCGAACGACUCUCCUGCUAAAAGUCUGGUGGAGAUAGAUCUCGCCUCUUUACGGGACCCAGCCGGCAUAUUUGAAUUGGUUGAAGUGGUCGGAAAUGGCACAUACGGACAAGUGUAUAAGGGUCGCCAUGUCAAAACAGGCCAGCUGGCAGCCAUUAAAGUUAUGGAUGUUACGGAGGAUGAAGAGGAAGAAAUCAAACUGGAGAUCAAUAUGUUGAAAAAGUAUUCUCACCACAGGAAUAUAGCAACUUACUAUGGUGCUUUUAUAAAGAAGAGUCUGCCUGGACACGAUGAUCAACUCUGGCUUGUAAUGGAGUUCUGUGGUGCAGGAUCCAUUACCGACUUGGUAAAAAACACAAAAGGAAAUUCCCUGAAGGAAGACUGGAUUGCAUACAUCUGCAGAGAGAUCAUUCGGGGAUUGUCACAUCUUCAUGUCCAUCAUGUUAUUCAUCGUGACAUCAAAGGCCAGAAUGUAUUGCUUACAGAAAAUGCUGAAGUGAAGCUGGUUGAUUUUGGUGUUAGUGCACAAUUGGACAGAACUGUUGGUCGAAGGAACACCUUCAUUGGAACACCCUACUGGAUGGCACCAGAGGUCAUUGCUUGUGAUGAGAAUCCAGAUGCCACAUAUGAUUACAGAAGUGACUUGUGGUCAUUAGGGAUCACGGCUAUUGAAAUGGCAGAAGGAGCACCUCCUCUGUGCGAUAUGCACCCAAUGAGAGCACUCUUCCUCAUUCCCAGGAAUCCACCCCCACGUUUGAAGUCCAAGAAAUGGUCAAAAAAGUUUUUUAGCUUUAUUGAAAGCUGUUUAGUGAAGAAUUACGUGCUGCGACCUUCAACUGAACACCUGUUAAAACAUCCAUUUAUCCGUGAUCAGCCCAAUGAACGGCAAGUUCGGAUACAGCUGAAGGAUCACAUUGACAGGACAAGGAAGAAGAGAGGUGAAAAAGAUGAAACUGAAUAUGAAUACAGUGGAAGUGAAGAAGAAGAAGAGGAAUUGCCUGAGCAAGAGGGAGAGCCAAGUUCAAUUGUAAAUGUGCCUGGAGAAUCGACUCUUCGUCGUGACUUCCUGAGAUUGCAACAGGAGAACAAGGAGCGUUCUGAGGCAAUGCGCAGGCAACAACAUCUUCAAGAACAGCAGCUCCGGGAACAGGAAGAAUAUAAAAGACAGCUCCUUGCAGAGCGCCAAAAACGAAUCGAGCAACAGAAAGAACAAAGGCGACGGCUUGAAGAGCAACAGAGAAGGGAACGAGAAGCACGAAGGCAACAGGAGCGUGAACAAAGGCGGCGAGAGCAAGAGGAAAAGCGAAGACUGGAUGAAUUGGAACGUCGGAAAAAGGAGGAGGAGGAAAGAAGAAGGGCAGAAGAAGAAAAGAGGCGAGUGGAGAGAGAACAGGAAUAUAUCAGACGUCAGCUGGAAGAGGAGCAACGUCAUUUGGAGACUCUGCAGCAGCAAUUGCUCCAAGAGCAGGCCAUGCUAUUGGAAUACAAAUGGCGGGAGAUGGAGGAACAGCGACAAGCCGAGAGAUUGCAGCGCCAGUUACAGCAAGAGCAAGCUUACCUUCUGUUGCUCCAACAUGACCACAGACAGCAGGAAAGGAAUAAAUCCUACCAUGCUCUUGAACCUAAGCCUAAUUUUGAAGCAACAGAUAGGAGUAGGGAGGUUGAUGAAAGAUUUAAGAAGAAUAACCAGGGCUCACCUCAAGCACAAUCAAAACAGAAUAGCAACAUUUUGGAACCCCCAGUGCCUUCAAGAUCAGAAUCAUUUUCAAACGGAAGUUCUGAAUCUAAUCCCGUUGCAUUACACCGGCCCAUGGAGUCACAGGUUCCAGUGAGACCAACGCCUCGAUCCCCUGUGUUGUCUCGUCGGGAUUCUCCAUUGCAAGCCAAUAGUCAGUCAAGUGGCCAGAGUGGUCCAAAAACUUCCACAAGCAACAUAGAGCCCAGACUGUUGUGGGAGAGGGUAGAGAAACUCGUGCCAAGACCAGGCAGUGGCAGCUCCUCGGGCUCCAGUAACUCCGGCUCACAGCCAGGAUCUCAUCCCAGCUCCCAAACUGGAUCUGGUGAACGUUACAGGCUACGAUCUUCAUCAAAAUCUGAGGGUUCACCAUCUCAACGUCAUGAAAAUGUGAAUAGAAAGCAAGAAGAUAAAAAAGAUUUAGGGCCAAGCCGACCAGCUGGUGAAGUGUUUCAGGAUCUUGCUGCCUUAGCGAAAGAGCUUCGAGCUGUCGAUGAUGUCCGGCCUCCUCAGAAAGUUACUGAUUAUUCUUCGUCAAGUGAUGAAUCAGGAACUACCGAUGAAGAAGACGAUGACCUGGACCAAGAUGGAACUGAUGAAACGGAACCCAUGUCGGAUGAUGCUAGGGCAGUGUCGUCAAAGCUGAGCAAUGGAGAAACUGAAUCAGUGAAUACAAUGAUAGUUCGUGAUGAUCUGGAGCUGUUGACUGAAACUUCUGUUACUCCCUCUAAAGAUGGCACUUUAAUAGUUCGACAGAGCGCAGGUGACUUAAAGCGUGCCAGCCACCAUGAGAGUAAUGGCUUUGCAUCCCGCAUUCACCUCUUGCCAGAUCUCAUACAGCAAAGCCAUUCCUCCACCUCCCCAACCAGCCAGCAGUCUCCUAUCAUGUCCCCUCAGCUGCCCCUGGACGAGCUUACUACUAAUGAGACCCAGUCAGCAGGAAACACACUUCAGAAACACAAGUCUUCCUCAUCUUUCACGCCAUUUAUAGAUCCCAGGUUAUUGCAAAUAUCCCCAUCAAGUGGGACCACUAUAUCAUCUAUGGUUGUUUUUUCAAAUGACCAGAUUAGACCAGAAUCGAUGAGGCUGGAUCCCAGUAGAAAAGGCUCAGUGGUCAAUGUAAAUCCAACCAAUAUAAGGCCUCAGAGUGAUACACCAGAAAUCCGCAAGUACAAGAAGAGAUUCAACUCGGAGAUUCUUUGUGCUGCCUUAUGGGGUGUAAAUUUAUUAGUGGGUACCGAGAGUGGGCUGAUGCUGCUGGACAGAAGCGGUCAAGGAAAGGUGUAUCCUCUAAUCAAUCGGAGGCGGUUUCAGCAGAUGGACGUGCUUGAAGGCCUGAAUGUGCUGGUAACAAUAUCAGGGAAGAAAAACAAAUUACGAGUAUAUUACCUGUCUUGGUUAAGGAACAAAAUAUUGCAUAACGAUCCCGAAGUAGAGAAAAAGCAAGGCUGGACAACAGUCGGUGAUUUAGAAGGAUGUGUACAUUAUAAAGUUGUAAAGUAUGAAAGGAUCAAGUUUUUAGUGAUUGCUUUGAAGAAUUCUGUUGAAGUCUAUGCAUGGGCACCAAAGCCAUACCACAAAUUUAUGGCCUUUAAGUCUUUCACAGACCUGUUACACAGGCCAUUAUUAGUAGACCUCACUGUGGAAGAAGGACAGAGGUUGAAAGUGAUCUAUGGCUCCAGCGCUGGCUAUCAUGCAGUUGACGUGGACUCUGGGACAGUCUAUGAUAUUUACCUGCCAACACAUAUCCAAAACUGCAUCCAACCACAUGCAAUUAUUAUACUUCCAAAUACAGAUGGAAUGGAAUUGUUGGUAUGUUAUGAAGAUGAAGGAGUCUAUGUUAACACCUACGGGAGAAUUACUAAAGAUGUGGUUUUACAGUGGGGAGAGAUGCCUACAUCAAUCGCUUACAUCCGAUCCAAUCAGAUUAUGGGUUGGGGAGAAAAGGCCAUUGAGAUCCGGUCAGUGGAAACUGGACAUUUGGAUGGUGUAUUUAUGCAUAAAAGAGCACAACGACUAAAAUUUCUUUGUGAGAGAAACGACAAGGUCUUUUUUGCUUCAGUUCGUUCUGGUGGAAGCAGCCAGGUUUACUUCAUGACUCUUGGUCGGAGUUCACUUCUCAGCUGGUAGAAAAGCAAGUCAUAGUUUGAGAGAAGCCAGUGUCUACUCAAGAUCUUUAAAGCCUUGAAUGAACUAACAACUGGAGGAAAACAAACUGCACUGAUGUAAUGCAUUGCCCAAACCUAUCACGGACAUUAAAGUGAACUGAAACAAGGAUGCAAUGCUACUGGUGCUGUGAUAAUUUUACUGUCAGGUGACCGCCAGUCUAGAAUAGAAAAGAAACACCUCAUCUCAGUUACAACAUCCCUUGGCUUAAGAUGUCUGCUUUUUACUUCAGAAAAGAGCCCAAUGAAUGCAAGAGGUUUGUUCUAAUGUAGUCAGGCAAAGGGGAAGUGGAAACUGGUUGAUAGACAAUAAAGAAUUGUGUAUCACGGAUAAGGGGAAGCUGAAUUUUUUUCAAUGUAUAUCAUUCUAAGCAACUUUUUCCGUAAGGUGACAUGUUUUAGAAAGAAAAUGCAAGUUUGAAAUUUUAAUUGAAAUGUGAAUGACAGAUUGGGAGGAGGUCUUUGCAAGGGAAAGAUGUUUUUACUCUUUUUCUGUAUAUCAGGUUUUGCUUGUGUUCGCAAUCUUUUAAAAAAAAAAAAAAAGUAAAUUGAAAUUCGUGCAAAGGACGAGUUUGCACGGAUUUAUGGGGAGACCAGAAACUUGAUGUUUGGUUACAGUAUUAAAACUGCCUCUCCGUGGUUAGACUAUUUGUAGUAGUGCAAAAGCAGUUUAACAAAUCUUGCACUCAUAAAUUGCCCAAACUACUUUAAAACAUUUAUUUUGCCUACCUCAUAUGUUUAAGAAAGGAUAAAGAGGUGGUUUAGUCAUUUUAAUGUUAUUUGUAUCUGAAACUUGCAUCAUUGUCUAAUUUAAAGUUUAUUAAUACCAAAUUUAGGAUAAAACGUUUGUCAACUGUUGGUCAAAUUGUAGCUCGUUUUAGUAGGCAAACAGUGUGAUUUUUUUGUAAUUGGAAUAUACCAGCUGUGAGCAGAAACAGACAAAUUUAUGGUCAGCUUUGUGCGUAUGAACAUAAGAUGGAGGCAAGUAAUCAUCUGAUCUACAGUGCCCUCCAUAAUGUUUAGAACAAAGACCCAUUAUUUAUUUAUUUGCAUCUGUACUCCAACAUUUGAGAUUUGUAAUAGAAAAAAAUCACAUGUGGUUAAAGUGCACAUUGCCAUAUUUUAAUAAAGGUUAUUGUUAUACAUUUUGGUUUCACCAUGUAUAAAUUACAGCUGUGUUUAUACAUAGUUCCCCCCAUUUCAGGGCACCAUAAUGUUGGGGACACAGCAAUGUCAUGUAAAUGAAGAUAUUUUGCUGCAUAUCUUUUGCAUGCAAUGACUGCUUGAAGUCUGUGAUUCAUGGACAUCACCAGUUGCUGGGUGUCUUCUCUGAUGAUGCUCUGCCAGGCCUGUUUUGCAGCCAUCUUUAGCUUAUGCUUCUUUUGGGGGCUAGUCCCCUUCAGUUUUCUCUUCAUCAUAUAAAAGGGAUGCUCAAUUGGGUUCAGAUCGGGUGAUUGACGUGGCCAGUCAAGAAUUUACCAUUUUUUAGCUUUGAAAACCUUUGUUGCUUUAGCAGUAUGUUUGGGAUCAUUGUCUUGCUGUAGAAUGAACCGCCGGCCAAUGAGUUUUGAGGCAUUUGUUUGAACUUGAGCAGAUAGGAUGUGUCUAUACACUUCAGAAUUCAUUAUGCUACUUCCAUCAGCAGAUGUAUCAACAAUAAUAAGUGAGCCAGUACCUUCAGCAGCCAUACAUGCGCAGGCCCUAACACCCCCACCACCGUGUUUCACAAAUGAGGUGGUAUGCUUUGGAUCUUGGGCAGUUCCUUCUCUCCUCCAUAAUUUGAUCUUGCCAUCACUCUGAUAUUAGUUAAUCUUCGUCUCAUCUGUCCACAAAACCUUUAUCCAGAACUGUGGUUCUUGGCAAACUGUAACCCGCCAUGCUAUUUUUGUGGCUAACCAAUAGUUUGCAACUUGCAGUGUAGCCUCUGUAUUUCUGUUCAUGAAGUCUUCUGUGGACAGUGGUCAUUCACAAAUCUACAUUACAAACGUCAGUGAAGCCAUGUGUCCCAAACAUUAUGGUGCCCUGAAAUGGGGGGAGGGGGACUAUGUAUGAACACAGCUAGAAUUUCUACAUGGUGAAACCAAAAUGUAUGAAAAUACCAUGGCAUGGUGGCGCAGCAGUAGAGUUGCUGCCUUACAGCGAAUGCAGCGCCGGAGACCCGGAUUCGAUCCCGACUACGGGUGCUGUCUGUUCAGAGUUUGUACCUUCUCCCCGUGACCUGCGUGGGUUUUCUCUGAGACCUUCGGUUUCCUCCCACACUUCAAAGACGUGCAGGUCUGUAAGUUAUACCUUUUUAACAAUUGCUUGUGAUUAUGUUUUCCUUUAGAGUAUCUGAAAUACUGAUGAGGUGCUCUACUUUGUAUUUUUGGUAAAUGUAACAAUUGUCCCUGGUGGGUAUAGGGUAGUGUUAAUGUGCGGGGAUCGCUGGUCGGCGCGGAUCCGGUUGGCUGAAACCGGUUGGUUUCUGCACCUCUAAACUAAACUAAACCCUAUAAUAAAAUCUGACAAUGUGCACUUUAACCACAUGUGAUUUUUUUUCUAUUACACAUCUCAAAUUGUGAAGUACAGAGGCAAAUAAAUAAAUGAUUGGUCUUCGUCACAAACAUUAUGGAGGGUGCUGUAAAUGUGGUUGAAGCAAUAGCCACAAUUGUGAUCCUCCAUUUCAGUGCAGAGCAACAACUAACAUUCUUGUUACUCAGCAGAAUUGGAUUUAAGUAACAGUUUGAAAAUAGUUUUACUAAGCUAUUCUAUUGCAUUAAAAUAAACUGUAAAUGUAGUAGGGAUCAGGUGGUUGAUUUACGAUGCAAUGCACUAAAAACACUUAAUUUCAAGAAUGUAGUAAAACUGCUUAUCAAUACUAUAUCUUCCCAUAUUUAGAUCCAAAAUUCCAGCUGUGGAAUGAUUUUUUUAAUAUCGCUGUAAACAGAAUUUUAUUUUACAAAUGUUAGACAUUUACAAAUGUGUCUACAGUAAUAAUCUGUUGAAUUGUCACUCAAUUACUUGAGAUACCUAUAGUGUAUACUAUACUAUACUGUUGUUGUAAUAAUGCGCAGUAGCAUUAUAUUGAUCCAAUGAUAUGUUAAACUUUUUUUGGUACUUUAUAAACAGCUGCCUUAUGCUGUUAUGUGCACAGGUUCUCAAACUUUACAGGGCUUAGUUCUCUUAGAGGAGACUAUUCUUUCUGCAAUGAAAUUUUCUCAGUAUGGUACAAGGAGAUCAAAUGUGUACCGUGGGAAUCUUUCAUUCACUCAUGUCACUGUGAUCUUUCUCUCUAGCAGCUCCUGUUCACUGAAUAAUUUGCAAUGUACUCCUAGGUCAUCCAUUUGGAACUGUAAAAGUAAUUGUAGAAACUUCCUGACAUAAGUAGGUUUACUGUGAGCAGAAUAUUUUUGGAUUUAAAAGAAAACACUGUUAAAUGUCCUGAUGUUGGAAGCAAUUCCUCUCAGCAGAGUCUGUGAUUGGCAACUCCCAUCUAUGAGAAGUGCCACGGUGGUGUAACAGUAUUAAAAUGCCACUAUCUCUUAGUUUUUUAAAUAAUUUCAACACAUUGUUUCGGUGCUUUCUGAGUAGGUGAAAAUGCCUAUAAUUUUAAAUUCUAAUACUUUGUUUAAAGUCAAAUAACCUUUGUUGUAUGACUGCAGUGUCUCUAUCUUAUGCAUGUUACGUUCGAGAAAAUGUUUACAAAAUUUGUUUUGUUACACUAAUGUGCAUCACACCUAUUUAUGUUUUUUUUUCUGAAAUGAUCUGAUUUAGUUUUUAGUUUUGUAUUACGAGUACACUUGAUGUUGAUAACCCUGAACUCUGCUGAUAACCAAGAAACUGAUAUAAAAAUAAAAUGAGGUAUACUGUGUCUAACUGCAAAGCAGAUUGGGAAAUACAGUUACAAGUAAACCUCUUCAAACACCCUUCUGCAAUGUGGUCUAACUUAUGUCCUUUGUGUAUUAUGAGAAUUCCUGUAUUUUCCCUGAAGUUCAUCUUUUCUUGAAUAAAAUCAACUUAAUGCACAUUGUGCAUAACACAACACAA